CCCUGGGCCAGCUGCUCUCUUCCCACCACGCAGGGAGUGGCUGCAGGCCCCUGCAGCAGCUGACGUGUCUCUUGCUGGAGAGGAGUGGAGCAGAGUGCCAUGGUGAGGACAGGGCAAGCUGACACCAUGAAUACCUCCAUCUUCCUGUGCCUCUUGAUCAUCCUGCUCACCAGGGGCUCUCCAGCAGCGUCUGCUGGAGACAACAGCUCUGCAUCCCACAGCACAGCCAGCAAUGCAGAGAAACCUGUCCUGUUGGACAAUGUUGCAGAUGCUGAAGCCUUCAUCAGUGGGGCAGAGGUGGCGGUCAUUGGAUUCUUCCAGGAACCGGGGAGCCCCGAAGCAUCCCAGUUUCUCCUGACGGCCGGCCGGAUCCCGGAGGUGCCCUUCGGCCUCAGUACCAGCCCCGCGGUCCUGUCCCACUACGGCGUCGAGGCGAACACCGUCACGUUAUUCCGCAUGGUAGACAAUCAGCGGAGGGAUCUGGAUAUGAACAACAAUGAUAUUGAUGCUGAGAAGAUGACUCGUUUCAUUCGGAUCAACGAGCUUCGCCUGGUGACAGAGUACACCCCUAUGACAGCAAUAGGUGUAAUGCAGAGUUCGUUCCAGCUUCACCUUCUCCUGGUCACAGACAAAACAUCCCCAAAGUACCCUGAGCAAAUGCGCAGAUAUCGGGAGGCAGCAGAGCUCUUCAAGGGAAAGAUAAAGUAUGUACAGCUUUUUAGUUUGGGGAUUUUUAGCAAAGGCUGGAAGCUUGAUAAAAUUCUCUUUAUCCUGGUAGACGUUAAUUUGAAGAGCAGUGAACGAACAGUGUCAUUCUUCAAACUGAAGAAGUCCCAGCUGCCAGCUCUGGCUAUAUUCAAUGCACCAGAUGAGGAGCAGGAUGUCUUGACUCUGGAUGAAGUCUCUGUUGAGCGUGUACAGGACUUUUGUAAUGGUUUCAUAGAAAGAAUGGAGAAGGGUGAAGAUGAACCUGAGGAGAAGACUCCCAAUGAGGAACUAUGAUUCUUUCUCAGCCAUCAGGAUGACUGUUGCCAGAGUCUGUUUCUGGCAUAUGAAGAGUUCACUGAGCCCCACAGCUCAGGAAGUCCUGGGAUGGCAGGAUUAUGGGACCACGUCAGUCAUGGAUUCCCAUCACCAUGCCAUGUACAUAUAUGCUGUCUGUCCUUUCUAGAAAUCUCUUCUCCCUUCUCAUUUGCUGUCUCCAGCUCUCAUUUUCUCAGUACUCCAGUAGUUCUGGUAUUGCCCUACACUGUGUCCGUCCAUGACAGCUCUGUGACACAGCAAAGUGGCAAUAUCAGAAAUGAAGAAUAUAGUUUCCAGAGAUGUUUCCCUCAUUCUCUUUUCUUUUGGUGCCAUGCUGAGUUCCACUGUCAGCCUCUCCUGACACUAGAAAUAGAUUGGUUGCUUGAUAUCACAUGAACUUUUCCAUUUAUUUUACUAAAUAAACCAGAAACUGAAUAGCCUGA
Molecule: messenger RNA, 1466 nt
Organism: Neopsephotus bourkii (Bourke's parrot)
Lineage: Eukaryota; Metazoa; Chordata; Aves; Psittaciformes; Psittacidae
Gene: ERP27
Product: endoplasmic reticulum protein 27
Exons: 8
Coding region: 100-1002 (300 amino acids)
Biological process (GO): response to endoplasmic reticulum stress; protein folding
Cellular component (GO): endoplasmic reticulum
Source: RefSeq, a predicted model, not a curated record